UUUUUUUUGACAUGCACUUCCUGUUCCCCUGUCACUUGUCGGUCUGUCUGGCUGCACCUGUUGCUGUGUUCUAUUAUCUCUGCCCUCUUCUAGUCCUUGUGCUUCCCUUUGUGCUCUGUUGGUGGGUCUGUUAACCUCUGUCUGAUCUCUUCACCAGCGUUUCCCAUUGAUGCUCCUGUAGUUUUCAAGUUUUUGGAUUAUGUAAAUUAGGAUUUGGUUUAGUUUUUUUCCUUAAAGGAUUGAAAGUCCAUUUUUUGUUAACUGUUUCUUUAAAUCUUCAUAAUUUUUCCCUCUCAAUUCUGCAUUUGGGUCCUGGUUCAUCUGGCAUCUUACUAUGAGAAGUGGAGGUUUGGAACUAGAAGAAGUGGUUUAGGGAUCAAAGAGACUCCAGUAAAAGAUCGUCCUGCUCGUUUAUACGGCAAAGGUAGAGGAAUGUGCUGUGAGAAGAUGAAGGAGCGCUCUGCUUAGUCCCCUUUCCUCCUUGCCUUGACCUGUGUUCGACUUUCAGUGAGACCUCGCCAUGGAAACGGAGCCCAGUGUUUAGAUUGACUUAAAUAUUUAGGAAAUCUAUAUGCAACCAUUUUAUUAGAGAAAGAUCAGGGCAACAUCUGCCACGGACAUGCAUUUGUAAAGAUUUGCCAAAUCCACAUGAGAACAAAAUAUGUUUGCACUCAAAGCUAGGCUAAGGAAUUCUGCAUGAACAAGUUAAUGACACACUCAUCUAUCGUAUCUAUAGUGAAUAAGAAGCUAGCCAGGAGCCAGUUGGCUUUACUUAGCGCAAAGACAGGAAACAGGAGGAAGCGGCGAGACUCGCUCUCUGGCCAGAGGUUCAACAAAAUCCUCCUUCGUGCACCCCUGACGCUCGUCCGUCAGCAUGUUACACAUCAGAGAGAUAGUGUAAAAAAAAAGCCAGAGUCAAAUUCCUUGUAGGUGUAAAUUGGCCAAUAAAACCGAUUCUGAUUCUGAUCAUGUUUGUUCAAUCACAGUGUAAAAAAAAAAAGCCAAAUUAGUUCUGGUUCACUUCUCGGAGCAACUGCUCCCAGUCGACCAGGAGGAGGUCUGCACGGUGCAGCACGACAACCCCUGAAUCGGACACGUGGGUCUUAAAGUCCAUUCAGAUGUUUCAUGGCCUCAAAUGAAAAGCCACACCAACCUGGAACAUGGAGAUUUUGGGAACUUGCAUAAAGACUUUGUCCUUUCUGUGUGCUCCCUGUAAUAACAGUCGGGUGCUAGACCUUUUUACUGUACCGUACUAACGCCAUCUACAUAAGUGGCAAGAUCCGAACGAGAAUUCACCACAUUCAUACAUCCCUGCAGCUGAGGCACUUUACUUUGCUUGUUGCUGGUGCUUGAUGCUCUUUUUUUUUCUCAAAGGGAAUAUUAUUAUUUUUUUUCAGCAGCCCUGACUCUCAGCUGCCUGCAUAUGUCAUGCCCAUCUUGUUUACUGGAGGAGUUGCAGGCAGACGAUAUCCAAACUGAGAUUUUUUUUUCUCCAAUUAAAAUGUUUAACAUGGUGAUCUCUUUUUUUGGGGGGGGGGGGGGGGGGGGGCGUUAAUGGUGUUUGGCGUUAAACCCCUCCCCGGAGGUUUGUCCUGCACGGCUCUGAUCGGUAUGCAGAUAAAGGUGGAGCGGAUGCUGAGCGCGCAGGAGCAGGACGCAGGAGCAGGACGCGCAGGACGCAGGAGCAGGACGCAGGACAGAUGCUCUGGGUGUGAUCUCACAGCUCUGCUCCUGAUGGGAUCUUGAAACACCCCCGGACUUUGCGCAAGAGGCUGAACCCGUCUCCACCGCACAUGCCAGAACCUCUGCUCUUCACAGUGGAUGGGCAGAAUGCUUCUCCUCCUGCGAGCCUCAGAAAAUGAACGCCACUCCGUGUGACUCUGGUGUGACCAUGUAUCACCUGACAGCAGACCACCGACUGAACGCCAGCUGCAACUGCUCCUCGCCCCCUUCCAACUGGACAGCAGGGGUCGACUCCCUGCAGCUGCCCACAUUCACCACAGCAGCCAAAGUCAGGGUGACCAUUACCUUCAUCCUCUGUGCCACAUCGGCCUUUUGCAACCUGGCCGUGCUGUGGGCGGCGCACAGCGAUGGGAAACGCAAAUCCCAUGUCAGGGUGCUGAUAAUCAACCUGACUGUGGCCGAUCUGCUUGUGACCUUCAUCGUGAUGCCUGUGGACGCAGUGUGGAACAUCACACUCCAGUGGCUUGCCGGGGACUUUGCCUGCAGGCUGCUGAUGUUUCUCAAGCUGCAGGCGAUGUACUCCUGCGCCUUUGUCACCGUGGUGAUUAGCCUGGAUAGGCAGUCAGCCAUUCUCAACCCUCUGGCCAUCAACGAGGCCAGAAAGAGGAACAGAGUCAUGCUGUCGGUGGCGUGGGGCAUGAGUGUCGUGCUGUCGGUCCCUCAGGUAUUCCUUUUUCACAACGUGACCAUCAUUCUUCCGGAGGACUUCACUCAGUGCACGACGCGUGGAAGUUUCGUCACUCACUGGCAUGAAACGGCCUACAACAUGUUCACCUUCUCCUGCCUGUUCCUGCUGCCUCUGGUCAUCAUGAUCACCUGUUACACCAGGAUCUUCUGUGAGAUCUCCAAACGACUGAAGAGGGACAACCUGUCCUCCAAUGAAGUGCAUUUGCGGUGCUCAAAGAAUAACAUCCCCAGAGCCCGGAUGAGGACUCUAAAGAUGAGUAUCGUCAUUGUCUUGUCUUUUAUCAUCUGCUGGACUCCGUACUACCUGCUGGGCCUGUGGUACUGGUUCUUCCCUGACGACCUGGAGGGGAAGGUCUCCCACUCGCUGACCCACAUCCUGUUCAUCUUUGGUCUCGUCAACGCCUGCCUGGACCCAGUCAUCUACGGCCUGUUCACCAUUCACUGCCGAAAGGGUCUCCGGAGGUUUUUCCGCAAUGCGCCCACAGCAUCUGACCUGGAUAAUAACACGAUUGUGACUGGAUCUUUUGUUUGUGCUGCCAAUAUUCUACCAACAAACAGAGCGGUGAGCCCGGCUUGCCGGGAGAAGUUUGUGUUGUGCCGUGGUGCUCACAGCAAAGCAGAGUCAACAUCGCCAGGAGGUAGCUUUUUAACAGCAGACAAUAAUACAGAAAGAGAUCUAAACCAGACAAGGCCCCACAACAACAUACAGUAUGAGGAAGAGGCAAAAGAUUCUUGACAGGUUUAUCUGCUGUUGUAUAACUAUACUAUUUAUUCAGAUUUAUUAAUAUGUCUGACUGUCCAACGUGGGGGGUCCUGUAUUCCUAAAAUACUUGGUGUCAUUUUUGCCUUACCUCACAAAACAGGUUCGACAUAUGACAUGAAAUGAGAACUGUAUAUUUCCUAUAAGAGGCGAAACUUGGUAAAGUAAUGUUUAUGUGCACUGCAAAUCAUGAUUUGUUGUCAUCUUGGAUUAAAUGUAUAUUCACUGUGAUGAGUGUAUAUUGUGAAUCCGUUGCUGCUGGUAAUUUCCAAUGUUCAGAGGCUAAAUUCACUCAUACAGCUGCAAUUGUACGCAAAUUCAUGUUGCACAGCAGUGCUAUGCCAUUUUUCUGCAGACGUCUUAUGCAAACCCACUUCUGUCUCUGAAUAAAUGUGUCGCAGUUGGGUCCCUGAGGGGACGGCUGCCCGAAAUCAGUGAUGCUGAGUCAUAUUGCUCAACUGGAAAGAGCAUUUCCACCCUGGAUAAAUAUAAAUAUAUGGCAAUGAUGAAAGAUAACUCUAAAAUCCUCCUCAACUCUUUGAUAAUUCAUCUUUUGUUGAAAUGAAAGAGACAUGUAGUUUAACUUGCUGUGGCUAUAGCAUCUCAUCCAGCUAAGAAAAAUGUCUGGAUCCUAUAUAUUAGAAAAAAAUAAAGCUGUAAAAUAUUGACCAAAUAAAUGUGAUACUGAGCAACAUUUACAAAUGACUGUAGAGCUAUCAAGUUUGAUUCAUCAUGGAUUUGUGCUUCUUUCAUGUUUUACAAAAGAAAUAAUGUAGCCAGAAUAGGUAUAUAAUCAUUGCAGUUGUAAUGAAAAUGUGUUUCACUGUGGUAUAUUGUCAGUCCUCUAUGAUUUAAACAGAAGUUUAUACAGAAAACAGAUUUGUUAUUGUGUACAGUAUGUAGCUCCCACCUUUAAUUAACUCCAUAUAUUAUUUUCCUGAAUAUGAAAUCAAAUACACAAUUUCAAGAUAAAACGUGUGACGUGUAAUUUUCAACCAAUCAAUUGCUUGGUGUUGCUGUAGUAAAAAACUAAUAUAUCCCAAUAUAUCCCUCAUAUCUCCAUAUCGUCUGUUUGAUUUGAUCAACAGCUCAACACCCAAUAUCCAAUUCACUAUCACAGAUGAUAUCAUCGAUAGAUAAGAAAAUAACAUGUGUACGGAAAAAAACACCCAUUCCUUACAACUAUUGUAUGGUAAAAAUCAAGGCCUCGGAUACUGUGGAAACAGCUAGCCCAGCAACCAGCACGUGUAAAGCUAAUUGACAUUGUUUAUCUUGUAAUCCCAAAGAUUGAACUGUAUUAUUUUUCAGUUUAUAGGACAAAAACUUCUAUAAAAUAGCAAACAGAGAUUUACCCCGAGCAGCCAGUUAGCUAAGUUUAACAUGAAGAAACAGGGAGAAACAGCUUGUCUGUGUCUGAACAUGUAUUUUGAUAAAUCACUACAAAAAAACCCGCAUAUUUAGAAAACGGCUACUCCUUUUUAGCAAUUUCAUUGUUUCUGUACUAAUUUAUCAUUUUAUAAAAGAUAAUUUCACAGCUGGAGUCUUGAUCACCU
This is a messenger RNA of Scophthalmus maximus (turbot), 4743 nucleotides long. Its product is annotated as gonadotropin-releasing hormone II receptor. The record is from RefSeq and is a predicted model, not a curated record. Gene Ontology annotation, cellular component: membrane. Lineage: Eukaryota; Metazoa; Chordata; Actinopteri; Pleuronectiformes; Scophthalmidae. The transcript has 5 exons. Gene Ontology annotation, biological process: G protein-coupled receptor signaling pathway. The coding region runs from base 1859 to 3166 and encodes 435 amino acids. Gene Ontology annotation, molecular function: peptide binding; gonadotropin-releasing hormone receptor activity.